Molecule: messenger RNA, 3579 nt
Organism: Saimiri boliviensis boliviensis (Bolivian squirrel monkey)
Lineage: Eukaryota; Metazoa; Chordata; Mammalia; Primates; Cebidae
Gene: ZNF780A
Product: zinc finger protein 780A
Biological process (GO): regulation of transcription by RNA polymerase II
Cellular component (GO): transcription regulator complex; PcG protein complex; chromatin
Molecular function (GO): RNA polymerase II cis-regulatory region sequence-specific DNA binding; DNA-binding transcription factor activity, RNA polymerase II-specific
Source: RefSeq, a predicted model, not a curated record
GACAGAGUGGGGUAAGAUCUUCACGUCCGACAAGAGAUCGGUGGCUUCGGGAGGUCACUGCGGACUGGGGCUUGAGCCUGACCAACCCGACAGUGCGGGAGAGAAGCUGGAAGAAGGCUGACCAAUUUUAUAAUUCUAAAAACAUGGUCCAUGGAUCAGUGACAUUCAGGGAUGUGGCCAUCGACUUCUCUCAGGAGGAGUGGGAGUGCCUGCAGCCUGCUCAGAGGACCUUGUACAGGGAUGUGAUGCUGGAGAACUACAGCCACCUGAUCUCACUGGGAAGUUCCAUUUCUAAACCAGAUGUGAUUACCUUACUAGAGCAAGAGAAAGAGCCCUGGAUGGUUAUAAGGAAAGAAACAAACAGAUGGUAUCCAGAUUUGGAGUCAAAAUAUGGACCUGAGAAAGUAUCUUCAGAAAGUGAUAUCUCUGAAGUAAAUUUACCCAAACAAGUUAUAAAGCAAAUAAAUAAAACUGUUGGCCUCAAGGCCUUUUAUUUUAGAAAUGACUCAGAAUAUAGAAGGUUUGAGGGAUUACAGGGAUAUCAAGAAGGAUAUAUCAAUCAGAAGUUAAUCAGCUAUGAAAAACUGCCUACUUAUACUCCUCAUGCUUCUCUUAUUCACAAUACACAUAAACCAUAUGAAUGUAAGGAAUGUGGGAAAUACUUUAGUCGUGGUUCAAAUCUUAUUCAGCAUCAGAGUAUUCAUACUGGAGAGAAACCCUAUAAAUGUAAAGAAUGUGGGAAAGCCUUUCGACUUCACAUACAAUUUUCUCGACAUCAGAAAUUUCAUACUGGCGAGAAACCUUUUGAAUGUAAGGAAUGUGGAAAGGCCUUUAGUCUUCUCACCCUGCUUAAUCGCCAUAAGAAUAUUCACACAGGUGAGAAACUGUUUGAAUGUAAGGAAUGUGGGAAGUCCUUUAAUCGUAGCUCAAACCUUGUUCAACAUCAGAGUAUUCAUGCUGGUGUAAAACCGUAUGAAUGUAAGGAGUGUGGGAAAGGCUUUAAUCGCGGUGCACACCUUAUUCAGCAUCGGAAGAUUCAUUCCAAUGAGAAACCCUGUGUAUGUAAGGAAUGCGGGUUGGCCUUUCGAUAUCAUUACCAACUUAUUGAACAUUGCCAAAUUCAUACAGGUGAGAAACCCUUUGAAUGUAAGGAAUGUGGAAAGGCCUUUACUCUUCUGACAAAGCUUGUUCGACAUCAGAAGAUUCACACUGGUGAGAAGCCCUUUAAAUGCAGGGAAUGUGGGAAGGCCUUUAGUCUUCUCAACCAGCUAAAUCGCCAUAAGAACAUUCACACAGGUGAAAAACCAUUUGAGUGUAAGGAAUGUGGGAAGGCCUUUAAUCGUAGCUCAAACCUUAUUCAACAUCAGAGUAUUCAUGCUGGUGUGAAACCAUAUGAAUGUAAGGAGUGUGGGAAAGGCUUUAAUCGUGGUGCACAUCUUAUUCAGCAUCAGAAAAUUCAUUCCAAUGAGAAAUCUUUUGUAUGUAGGGAAUGUGAGAUGGCCUUCAGAUAUCAUUGCCAACUUAUUGAACAUUCUCGAAUUCAUACUGGUGACAAACCGUUUGAAUGUAAAGACUGUGGGAAGGCCUUCAAUCGUGGCUCAAGCCUUGUUCAACAUCAGAGUAUUCAUACAGGUGAGAAGCCUUAUGAAUGUAAGGAGUGUGGGAAGGCUUUUAGACUUCACCUACAACUAUUUCAACAUCAGAAAACUCAUACAGGUGAGAAACCCUUUGAAUGUAAGGAAUGUGGGAAAUUCUUUCGUCGUGGUUCAAAUCUUAAUCAGCAUCGAAGUAUUCAUACCGGAAAGAAACCCUUUGAAUGUCAGAAAUGUGGGAAAGCCUUUCGACUUCAUAUGCACCUUAUUCGACAUCAGAAAUUGCAUACUGGUGAGAAACCCUUUGAAUGUAAGGACUGUGGAAAAGCUUUUAGACUUCAUAUGCAACUUAUUCGACAUCAGAAAUUUCAUACUGGUGAGAAACCCUUUGAAUGUAAGGAAUGUGGAAAGGUUUUUAGUCUUCCCACCCAGCUUAAUCACCAUAAGAACAUUCAUACAGGUGAGAAGCCAUCUUGAAUGUAAGGAAUGUGGGAAUCCUUUAAUUGUGUCUCAAACCUUGUUUAAUGUCAGAGUAUGUAUGCUGGUGUAAAACCAGGUGAAUGUAAGGAAUGUGGGAAGGGCUUCAAUCAUGGUUCAAACCUUAUUCAGCAUCAGAAAAUUCAUUCUAGUGAGAAACUCUUUGUAUGAAAGGUGUGGAGGAAGAUCUUUAGAUAUCAUUACCAACUUAUUGAACAUUACCAAAUUCAUACUGGUGGAAACCCCUUUGAAUGUAAAGAAUGUGGAAAAACCUUUAGUUUUCUGACAUAGCUUGCUCAACAUUAGGUCAUUCAUACUGAUGAGAAGCCAUUUGAAUCUGAGGAAUAUGGGAAGGCCUUUAGUAGUGGCUCAAACUUUGUUCAACAUCAGAGUAUCCAUACUAGUGAGAAACUCUGAAUGUAAGGAGUGUGGGAAAACUUCUAGAUUUAGUAUUGUCUUCACUGCACAUCAAAGAAUUCAUAACAGUAUGAAACCCUUUGAAUGUAAGGAAUGUGGGAAGACCUUUAGUUGUAGCUCAAAGCUUGUUCAACUUGCUAAAAUUCAUACUGGUGAGAAACCGUAUAAUGUAACGAAUGUGAGAAAGCAUAUGCUGUGGAUGAUCAGCUUACUCAACAUUAGAAAAUUCAUAAUAGAAAUUUUAUGAAUAUCAGGAGUGUGGACAAGCCUUCACUGUGUGUAAAAAAUUUACUCAACACCAGACAACUCAUAUGGAUGAGAAAUCCUGUGAACAUAAAAGAAUGUGUCGCGAACUUUCAUCAUGGCCUAGGAUUUGCUUAACAUCAGAGUAUUCAUACUACUGAGAAAUCCUUUGAGUGUAAGGAAUGUGGGGUGUUUUAUAGCAACUCUAAAUACAGUAGAGUUCAGAGAAGAUAAUUCUUAUGAGAAAGUCUUUGAAUGAGGAAUAUAGGGUAGUUGUGACAUCCACAGUAUACUCCCUAUGUAACGCUUUACCAGAUACAGGCAUACCUUGCUUAAUUGUGCACACAGUUAUUGUGUUUUAUGCAAUUUGAAGGUUUGUGGCAACCCCACAGUGAGUAAGAUGAUCAGAGUCAUUUUCCAAACAUCAUGUGUCCAUUUUGUGUCUUUAUGUCACGUUUUAGUAAUUCUCAGAAUAUUUCAAAGUUUUUCAUUGUUAUAUGUCCAUCAUGGUGACCAAUGACCAGUGAUUUUUGAUGUUACUAUUGUAAUUGCUUUGGGAUACCACAAAUAUUGCCCAUAAAAGAUGGUGAACCUAGUUGAUACUUGUCAUGAGUUUUGAAAAAAUAGUCAAAUAUACAAUCAUAUACCCCCACCUAGAUACAAAAUUGUUAACAAUUUGCCACAUUUAUUUUUUGUAUGUUUGUUGUACCAUAGAGAAUAAGUUUUAGACUUCAUGACACUUUACCCCUUAUUUAAUCAGCAUGGGUAUCACCCAAACAUAAAGACAAUAUCAUAUAGCUAUAGUACCAUAAUUACUCUUAAGGAAAGUAUUCAUAAUUCUGUAAUAUCA